Messenger RNA from Soboliphyme baturini, 3272 nucleotides. The record is from the annotation of a GenBank genome assembly. Lineage: Eukaryota; Metazoa; Nematoda; Enoplea; Dioctophymatida; Soboliphymatidae.
AUGAACGACGACGACACGAUCACAGAUGAUCAGUUGAGGACAAAAAGAAUGUUUUUGCGAAACGCGUUCGAGCGAAUUCUUCGCGAAAGGGAUGUCCGCAAGUCGAGCAAUGCGCAGCUGAAAAAGGCAUGUGAGACUGCUCUUGAGAAACUAAAGGUCGAAAUUCAAAGCCGUGAACUUAGCUCCGUUGAGGCACACCAUGUGGUUCCGUCGAAAGCCAUGUAUAUCGAUGCGGAUCAGUAUUUUAUACCGUUCGAAUUGGCCUGCCAGUCAAAAUCUUCGAAAAUCGCCGUCAUUGCGCUUGAUUGCUUGCAAAAGUUGUUGGCGUACGGACAUCUGACCGGUAGUUCGGUUGAUCAACUGAAUCCGGAUCGCAUUUUAAUCGGUCGGAUUGUCGAGGCGAUAUGCGGCUGUUUUGUAGGGCCGCACACCGAUGACACCGUCCAGCUUCAAAUAAUCAAGGUGCGCUUCGCCGCAUUGUUAACCCUUGUGUCCAGUAACUUAUGUCACGUACAUGAAAGCAGCCUGUUGUUGUGCGUGCGGACAUGCUACAGCAUUUAUUUGGCCAGCCGCAACUUGAUCAACCAGGCGACGGCCAAGGCAACGCUCACCCAGAUGCUCACCGUUUCGUUCAGUCGUAUGGAAAACGCCGGGGCAACACGCGCGGUCAAGACCGAAGACCCUCAGGUGGUGUGUUCGAUGCUGCUGAGCUCCAUGGUCACCGAAGUAUGCUUUCAGCUAGACUGCACGAACGGCAGCUCCGUUACCUCUCAGUCAACCAGCGACAUAGCCACAUCUGAGCCCACAAACGAGACAUUGUCGACUUCCACCCUGGCGACUGGCUCCGUCGAAUCCCUUCCACAUGAAUCGUUCGAUGCCCAGUCAAGCGUCAGCGUCGACCUUGGAUCCGGUCAGCUGAUGUUCAGCAGCGUCGAAGAAAAGGAUUGUUUUCUACUGUUUCGAGCGCUGUGUCGCUUGUCUAUGAAACACUUGAACAUCAACCAGGAUCCGAAGUCACACGAGGUAAGGUCCCGCACACUGUCGCUGCAACUGAUUUUGUCCGUUAUCCAAAAUGCCGGCCCGGUAUUUCGUAAGAGCGACGUAUUCGUACAAGCAAUCAAACAGUACCUGUGCGUUGCCCUGAGCAGGAACGGCGUGUCGUCUAUCUUGGAGGUGUUUGAAAUCUCAUUGGCCAUCUUCUUGGCGCUGAUGGAAAAAUUCAAAGAGUACCUCAAGGCGCAGAUCGAGGUGUUUUUCCAAGAAAUAUUUCUUAACAUAUUGGAUGCACCGUCAAGUUCUUUCGAACACAAGUGGAUUGUCAUGCAGGCGUUGAUGAAAAUAACCGCAGAUGCUCAGAGCGUCGUCGACAUCUACGUCAAUUACGACUGUGAUUUGUCGUCUUCAAACAUAUUCGAACGACUCAUUAACGAUCUUUCUAAAAUUGCUCAAGGACGACACGCGACGGAACUUGGUGCAGCACCAGGCCAAGAAAACGUCAUGCGAAUCAAGGGUCUCGAAUGCUUAGUGUCCGUGCUGCGCUGUAUGGUGCAGUGGUCACAAGACUUGUACGUAAACCCGGCUUCGCAAUCGAAUUUGACCGAAGAAAGCAAUGGUAUCAUCCGUCAGUCUGGCAAUGCGUCGAAUGGGUCAGCCAUUUUGGACAACGAUCCUGUGUACCAGUUCGAGGAGAUAAAGCAUCAGAAGGAGAUACUCGAGCGCGGCAUAGAACUGUUUAAUCGCAAUCCGAAGCAUGGUUUGAAAUUCUUCCAAGAGCGGGGUAUCGUUGGCGCAGAUCCUUGGGACAUUGCUGCGUUCUUUCAUGCAGAAGAACGACUGGACAGAGCGGUCGUUGGCGACUACCUGGGCGACGGCGACGCGUUUAACAAGGAAGUGAUGUACGCCUACAUCGACCAAAUGGAUUUCAGCAACAAAGAGUUCGUGUCUGCUUUGCGUCUGUUUCUCGAAGGCUUUCGUCUUCCGGGCGAGGCGCAGAAGAUCGAUCGUCUCAUGGAGAAGUUCGCCAGUCGCUAUUGCGAGAACAAUCCUGAGUACGUUUGCAACUUUUCUAGAAUUGAAUAUUCAGCUGAUUUUGAAAAGCUGACUUCUCAUGUUUACAGCCUCGGUCUGUUUGUCAGUGCUGACACCGCGUACGUAUUGGCCUAUUCGAUCAUAAUGUUAACGACUGAUCUGCACAGCCCUCAGGUAAGGAACAAGAUGACUAAAGAGCAGUACAUUCGAAUGAACCGCGGCAUCAAUGAUAGCGGUGAUCUGCCGGAGCAGUAUCUGUCAGAUAUAUACGACGAAAUAGCUGGUAACGAAAUCAAGAUGAAGCACAACUCAAGCAGCUCUUUCUUGAAGUCGACAAACGUGUCCAGCGACAAGCGUCGUCAUCUCUACUAUAGCAUUGCCAUGGAGCAAAUGGCGAUCACGGCGAAAGCUCUCAUUGAAGCUGCCAGUCAUUUUCAGGCAUCGUUUACCUCGGCGACACACGUACAACACGUCGGCCCUAUGUUCAAGAUCGCUUGGACUCCUUGUUUGGCAGCAUUUAGCGUUGGACUGCAAGAUAGCAACGACAGCGAGAUUUCAUCGCUGUGUCUCGAGGGCUUUCGCUGCGCUAUUCGCAUUGCGUGCAUAUUUCACAUGGAGACCGAAAGAGAUGCGUACGUGCAGGCUUUGGCCCGAUUCACGUUGCUGACUGCACUGUCAGGUUUGACCGAAAUGAAGGCGAAGAACAUCGACACGCUAAAGACGUUGAUCACUGUGGCGCAGACUGACGGGAAUUACCUGGGGAACGCCUGGCUAGAAAUUUUCAAAUGCAUUAGUCAACUCGAGUUGGCACAACUCAUCAGCACCGGCGUGAAGUCCAAGUCAGUGUCGAUGUUUGGACAUUCAAUUUCCAAUCGGUCAGCCAGUGAGUCAAACGCUGAUGCCUUUUCUGCCGAGUACGUCAUGCGGUCUAGCGGCAUGAAUGUUGAUCAGAAGAAGAUUCCAGUUCUGCAAGAAUCUCUCGGCGAGACAAGUUCACAGAGCGUAGUCGUGGCAGUCGAUCGGAUAUUUACUGGUUCGACGAAGCUGGACGGCGAGGCAAUCGUGCACUUUGUCACGGCAUUGUGUCAUGUUUCCAUGGACGAGCUAAGCAACCCUGCGCAUCCGCGCAUGUACUGUUUACAGAAGAUUGUCGAAAUCUCUUACUAUAACAUGGGUCGAAUUCGUUUGCAGUGGUCUCGUAUUUGGGAAGUACUUGGAGACCAUUUCAAUAAGGUAAAGUAAUA